Messenger RNA from Schistosoma turkestanicum, 171 nucleotides. The record is from the annotation of a GenBank genome assembly. Lineage: Eukaryota; Metazoa; Platyhelminthes; Trematoda; Strigeidida; Schistosomatidae.
AUGACACGAAUUCAAAUACUCAGAUAUGCAGCGGAUAAAUUGACAAUUGGUACACCUCAAACAAAUAUUUCUACUGCUGAAUAUAAAUCAGAUAGAUUAUCGAUCAUGUCUAUGAAUUCAGAUGAACACAAUAAAUGCUUGAUGCCUCCUAAUGAUUCAAUAAAUCAGAAG